GCCUGAAAAAUUAAUUCUUAAUUUAAUUUCAAUUACUUUAUAAUUAAUCUUUUGUUCCCUCGUGUCUAACUAUUUACUUUAUUUCCAUUUUAUAUACGUAUUUUUUUGCGUAAUAACGAAAAAGACAUGUACAUGUACAUGAUUACAAGAUUAACGGUCGAAAUUAUCAACAGGUGGUUGGACAAAGUAAUAAAUUUUGACUUUGAUUUCAACCAAUAUACAUUUCUUAAUAGCAAAGUGUUUUUUAAACAAUUCUUCCGAUACUGCUUCUAAUUAAAAUACUUUGAACAGAUUGCGAUAAUUAAGAGCAGGUGAUUUAACACGUAUAACACGAAGUAUUACUCAAAGUUUGACUCAUUGUCAGAGAAAGAUUGUGUGCGUGAUAUCAAACUAAAUGUAUGUAUGUAUAUGUAAAUAAGUAACUAUGCAAACAAUAAGAAUGGCAAUGAGUUGAAAAACUUUUCAAUUCCUUUUUUUUCUAAUCGAAUAAUUAGAACAUAUUUUUUAUUUCGACUGAACGUUUUGAGUGUAAAAAAAUUUAUAUAACUGGCAUCGAUCGAAGGACGAUUCGUGAUCACGCAAUAUCGUUCUAUUUUUGGGGAAUGUUUUAAACUCGGUAACCUCGAGAAACACCAGAUUUUACCACCUUUGAGAUCGGUUAUACGAUUUGACUGAAGUGAAUGGAAUAAAGCGAAGAACCUUUUUAAAUGAAGAACAAUCCAGAUGUAUCGACAUUAUAUAUAUUAGUUUCAGUAAUACGUGUUAUUGUGUCGACGAUAUUUUCAUUCGGUCAGUAACGCAUAUGAAUAUCUACGAGCAAUCAAAGUGAAACAAAUUCGAUCAUUUUUGACAAAUCGAUUAACUAUUUCUCAUUGGCUGUUAAUAAUUGGCUUAGUUCGUAAUUAUUCAAAUAUAAUUAUUUAAUUAUAAUCAAGACGAUAUAUUACUGUAAAUUGUAAACGAUGGAAUAGUCGGCAUAUGUUUUCAGUUGCGGCUCCAUCUUAUUCUGUCUUAUUCUAAUCGUACUGAAAAGGCUCUCAAGGAAAAAGAUUCAAAACGAAGAGAAACAGAAGAAAAGAAGAAAAUUUUGGAAAAAAAAGAAGACAGAAAUCAGGUUGGAAUAAAAAAAAAGACAAAGAACAAGAUAGGGAAAGUGGAACAAUAACUGCUCGUCCCCGGAGACAGAUCGAUUGAGAAAUGAAUGAUUCGCCGAUUUUAUCAAACGGAACCGCCAUAGAAGGAUGGUCAACUACUAACCGUCCGACUAUAGAGAACGAUGUAACCUCGAAUAGUUUAGUGCAAUUAAUCUUUUACAUAUUUUAUGCAAAUAUUUUUGCGUUUGGUGUGUUUGGUAAUGUGCUCGUAUGUUUCGUCGUGGCACGAAAUCGACAAAUGCAGACAGUUACGAAUCUGUUUAUCACGAAUUUAGCAUUGAGCGAUGUACUACUUUGUGCUCUGGCGGUUCCGUUUACUCCUUUAUAUACAUUUCUCGGGGGAUGGAUAUUUGGCAGAACCCUAUGCCACUUGGUACCGUACGCUCAAGGUGUCAGCGUAUACAUCAGCACAUUCACUUUGACGAGUAUCGCGAUCGAUAGAUUCAUGGUGAUCAUAUAUCCUUUCCAUCCUCGUAUGAAGAUCGAAGUUUGUUUAGCCGUGAUAGUCGGUAUUUGGAUAAUCGCAUUGCUGUUCACUCUACCUUACGGGCUUUACAUGCAUCUCGAGGAGCCGUACACUUAUUGCGAGGAACACUGGCCGAACGAACGAUUUCGAAAAAUCUUUAGUUCCAUUACUUCGAUACUACAAUUUGUCUUGCCCUUCUUCAUCAUCGCUUUUUGCUAUAUUUGCGUUUCGAUCAAGUUGAACGAUCGAGCUAGAACGAAACCUGGUACAAAGACUAGUCAAAGAGAAGAGGUUGACAGAGAGAGAAAGAAACGAACGAAUCGGAUGUUGAUCGCUAUGGUCGCCGUAUUCGGCAUAUCUUGGCUACCGCUCAAUAUCAUCAACGUUAUCGACGAUUUUUAUUCACCUGCCAAUGAUUGGACUUAUUACAGAAUCUGCUUUUUCAUGACGCAUUGCCUCGCUAUGAGUAGCACCUGCUACAAUCCUUUCCUUUACGCUUGGCUCAACGAUAACUUUCGCAAAGAAUUUAAGCAAGUGCUUCCAUGUUUUUCGAAAACAAUCGACGGUUACACUCCAAGAACCACCGAAGAAUUUCAAAAUAAUAAAGAAUGUAGCGGAAAUAACACCAUUCAGGAAUCUUUAUUACUGAAUGAAACACAUAUAAGAACUUCAAAUCCCGAAGCUCGUGAACUGAUCGUCCACGAAACAACCACCAACAAUAUGUCGAAAGACUUGGAAGAAACGGAAACUUUUUGAUUCGAUCAAAUUCGAACGCGAGUCAACCAUCGUAAACAUAUUUGGUGUAUCCUUCUAUGAUGUUUACUGUCAGCAAUAUAAAGAGAAAAAACAAUAUAAAGUAUCAACGUUGCAAUAACACAAGGAGGAAGGAAGCAGGAGAAAGGAAUAAAGAUUGUUCUCUUAUAUGUAUAUAUGAAAUGUUUCUCUAUUUCACAGACAUCUCUGUGUUACAGAAACAGCUGCAUUUUCUCUGGAGGCUGAAAUCUACUUGUAUCAUUCUUCAAUCAAGUACUACGUUUUGCAUUACUUGUUGUAUAAUUGAAACAGGCAACAAUGGUGGCGGUAUAUUUACAAAAAAAAGAAACACGCGAUUCUGCACAAUCACAUUGCGAUAGAAUUAAGAAUUGAUUCGUCAAUCUAAGUUUGUUAUAAACCACGGUGCGUCAAGUACGAAGAAAAUUACGAAGGGAAAAAUAAAAAAAGGAACUUGCUCAACUUCA
Messenger RNA from Bombus pyrosoma, 2858 nucleotides. Its product is annotated as prolactin-releasing peptide receptor-like. Gene Ontology annotation, biological process: G protein-coupled receptor signaling pathway. Gene Ontology annotation, molecular function: neuropeptide binding; neuropeptide Y receptor activity. NCBI's taxonomy places the organism in Eukaryota, Metazoa, Arthropoda, Insecta, Hymenoptera, Apidae. The transcript is spliced from 3 exons. The coding region runs from base 1198 to 2376 and encodes 392 amino acids. Gene Ontology annotation, cellular component: neuron projection; plasma membrane. The record is from RefSeq and is a predicted model, not a curated record.